GCUUCCUGUCAUCGCAGAGUCGACAGAGAAAACUACGAGCGGUUGGCAAACUUUCCCAAGCUCUGUGAUCAAUGACAGAAAUUACCUGGGAUAAUCGACAACGCCUUUCUUCGAACGCUACUUUGUAGGAUUGAUGCGUUUAAACUGAAAUCAUGCAGUUUUCUAACAACGGGGACUUCACGUUCGUCUCCUCGACAGAAGCGCAAGAGCUCAGUGGCACAAUCGCUGCCCCUGAUAUCAAAGUGAACAUGGACAGUGACAGUGGUAAAGAUCCAUAUGCCACUGCUUUCCUGAGGCAGCGAGGCUAUGGUUGGCUGCUGGAGGUGGAGGAGGAGGACAGCGAGGAGAGCAAACCUCUUUUAGAGGAGUUGGACAUUGACCUGAAGGACAUCUAUUACAAGAUCCGCUGUGUGCUGAUGCCAGUGCCUUCACUGGGCUACAACCGGCAGGUGGUCCGAGAUAACCCGGACUUCUGGGGCCCUCUUGCUGUGGUGCUGCUGUUCUCCAUGAUCUCCAUCUACGGACAGUUCAGGGUUGUUUCAUGGAUUAUCACCAUCUGGAUAUUUGGAUCACUGACCAUUUUCCUCUUGGCUCGUGUACUUGGUGGGGAGGUUUCCUACGGUCAGGUCCUUGGAGUGAUUGGAUAUUCCCUUCUUCCACUCAUUGUUAUAGCCCCUCUGCUUCUUGUGAUUGGAGGAUUCGAGGUGAUUUCUACCUUAAUCAAACUUUCCGGAGUGUUUUGGGCUGCUUACAGCGCUGCUUCGCUGCUUGUUGGAGAUGAAUUCAAAAGCAAGAAGCCUCUUCUCAUUUAUCCCAUUUUCCUUUUGUAUAUUUACUUCCUGUCCUUGUACACCGGCGUCUGACGGGUGAGUUUCAAAUAUGGACCUUUUCAUGGACCCACAAGGAGGAAACAUUCUUACAUUGGAAGCAGGAUUUUAUGUACAGUAUAUUUCUUAGUUAGAUUGUAGACUGGGGGAUAUAUACUGUACGCUAUGUAUAUAUACUGUAUGUAUAGAUGUUUCCUUGUAUAUAGUUUUGUCCCUUGUCUUUGUUCAAUAAAAGGUAUCUGCUUUUA
Dunckerocampus dactyliophorus (ringed pipefish) is the source of this 1075-nucleotide messenger RNA. It is a transcript of the gene yipf4, whose product is annotated as Yip1 domain family, member 4. Gene Ontology annotation, biological process: vesicle fusion with Golgi apparatus; endoplasmic reticulum to Golgi vesicle-mediated transport. NCBI's taxonomy places the organism in Eukaryota, Metazoa, Chordata, Actinopteri, Syngnathiformes, Syngnathidae. The transcript has 6 exons. The coding region runs from base 153 to 863 and encodes 236 amino acids. Gene Ontology annotation, cellular component: trans-Golgi network; membrane. The record is from RefSeq and is a predicted model, not a curated record.